This is a messenger RNA of Onychostoma macrolepis, 2655 nucleotides long. It is a transcript of the gene eva1ba, whose product is annotated as eva-1 homolog Ba (C. elegans). Bases 1193 to 1693 code for a protein of 166 amino acids. The transcript has 4 exons. The record is from RefSeq and is a predicted model, not a curated record. Lineage: Eukaryota; Metazoa; Chordata; Actinopteri; Cypriniformes; Cyprinidae.
GGACAUGGUCAUUGCUCCUAGUCCAACUAGGAGCUUUUGAAACGGCUUUGAAGAAGCAUUUUUAUUUUAUGGCGUUUGAAUCUGAUUUAGGAGAGAUGUAAUGUAUGUUUUCUUUUUUAAGAUGCUGUGUUUGUUAUUGUAUGUGUUUGGUUUUUCUGGAAUGCAUUGUACAGCACUUUGGGCUGCUCUGAAGGCAGUAGAAAUGUGCUAUAAGAAAAUAAACUAAACCAAACUAAACCAACUAAUGGCUUUUACUCACCUCAGAUAUGGCUAGUUUUGUGUACUACAUAAAAACUAGCCUUUUAUUAAAACAAAGUAACACACUAAGUUUAGAUUUUGUUGUGUUAUGUUAAGUGACAGGCAUAACUAAAAAAAUUAAUAAAAGUGAGGCUGUCUAUUUCAGUGUAGUUAACACAUUUUUGAUAGCUGCUUGAAAUGUAGCUAACCAAUUUUUCUAAACAGUAGAUUCAGUGUAGUUCUGUACUGUGAACUGCUUUCAAUUAUGAUUAGCAUGUAGCUUGGCAAGCUACAGUUUCAGAGUAGCUUCCCCAAACUGAGGUAAACACUCCUUGUGCAGUCAGUGAUUCUCUCAAUGGUUCUUUCAUUCUUCUGUUCUUCCAUGUUUUAUUCAGUGUGGAAAAUCUUAGUUAAUUGGUCUGGAGUUGGCUUUUCAUGGCUGUUUCCUUAACAACAGGGGAAAGACCCCUUCUCCCUCCCUUUUUUUCUUUCCCAAACCCUGCCCAUUUAAGGCUGUACCACUUUUUUCCCUUUUCCUCCCUCACUCUCUUUCCAUGUCUUUCUCCCUUCUGCGUGUGAGGACUCUGUGACAGGUUUUCCUGCUGCUUGUAGCGAACGGCUGAAAGGGAGUGAACACGCGGCUGCUUGUAAUACAAACUCAAGCCGAGUCGCAUACGCUGCUGAGCAGUCAUUGGACUGAACUGUGAAGACUCUUCAGUUUGGGCUGCAACGUAUUGAUGCCGUCAGUUCUGGACUAAACUUCCCAAGAAGUCUGAUGAAGUGUGUGAUGCUGCAGGAGAACAGUUUUGAGAUUUCUAUGAGACGAAGACCCAAGAUAUUCUGAGGACACAAGGCCAUAACCAGAGUGAGAAGCUUGAUCCAUCUAAAAAAAACAGUGCACCAUGAGGAGGAACUGAUUGCUUUAUAUGGUUAGAAAACACAGGACAAAGCCAGGAUGAAUGUAAAAAGGAAGGAGAUGGAUUUCUUGAGCAACACUAUUGCUGCUUAUGCUCACAUUAAAGCCAAUCCAGAGAGUUUUGGCCUUUACUUUGUCAUCGGCGUCUGUUUUGGCCUGGUGCUCACUCUCUGCCUCCUGGUCAUCCGGAUUUCCUGCAAGCCUCGGGCCACUACGGCGCCCCCCACGCCAGAGAAAAAACAGCUGAAAGACUAUAGUGAGGAGGAGGAGGAAGACGAGGAGAGCGAUGAGGAGGAGGAGGAAGAUGCAGGAGGCCUGGACUCCUCCAUCCGGCACAGCACCACGGAGAUCCCCAUGAGCAACCAUCUCAUCACGCCGGACGGGACACUGAGCAGGAAUGUGUUCACCUCAGCCGAGGAGCUGGAGCGGGCACAGCGAUUGGAGGAAAGGGAGAGGAUCAUCAGGGAAAUCUGGAGAAACGGACAGCCGGACAUCCUGGGAACAGGGACGGGCACUAUUGGAAGAGUGCACUACUACUAACACUCCUGGGCAUUUCACUGGCUGAGUGCAGUACUUUGAAAGACUGUUAAUGGACAGCAUUUGCAAAUUUUUUUAUAUAUACUGAUGUUAUUGUAAUCCUACAGACCACGGGUACAGCUGUUCUGUAUGCAACAUUUGGACUGGGCAAGUUGCUAUCAGUCCCCAAGUCAUGGUGCUUAUUGAAAAGUCAUUUUAAAGCACAAUUUUAGACUUUGACGUCUGAAUUGAUGUUUAAAAAGUAUUUGUAUAUUGUAGGUGAUUAUUAGAAGCUCACUGAAAGCAAAUGCACUUUUGCACCAUGCCAUUUGUGUAUAGAUCUUUUACUUGAUAUUUUUGUACUCUUUUUUUAAGUCCUCUAUGUCAAAUCAUGCAGUAACUCAAGCUACAUGGCAAUAUACACAGCUGUUCAAAAGUUUGGGAUUUUUUUUUACAUUUUUUUUUUUUUAAGAAUUUAAAGAAAUGAAGACUUUUAUUCUGCAAGGAUGUGUUAAAUUAAUAAAAAGUUUUCCAUUUUGAAUAUGCUGCUCUUUUUUAACUUUUAUCAAAGAAUCCUCAAAAAAGUAUCACAAGUUCCAAUAAAAUAAGUAAAUAUUAAGCAGCACAUCUGUUUACAACAUUGAUAAUAAAUCAGAAUGAUUUCUGAAGGAUCAUGUGACACUGAAGACUGGAGUAAUGGAUGAUGGAAAUUCAGCUUUGCAUCACAGGAAUAAAUGAUAUUUUAAAGUAUAAUAAAAUAGAAAACUUGUUUUAAAUUGUAAUAAUGUUUCACAAUAUUACUGUUUUUUUUAUUUUUGAUCAAAUAAAUACAGCCUUGAUGAGCAAAAGGAUACUUCUUUAAAAAACAUUACAAAUCUUGCUGAUCCCAAACUUUUGAACAGAAAUGACCAGAACAGAAAUUAAAAUUCGAUGCAAAUGAGAGAAUUAUUUUAAUGAUUUGUCUAAAUAAAUUUUAAAAAGCUAAA